GGUUUCUGUAUGAACGGAAUUGCCUGCUGCUGUAAUUACACUGACGGGAGUGUGGAAUUCACUUGUACUUCCCGUGAAGAGCAGAUUCAUCAUCUAUCCAAGGUUUCUCGAAGGUAACGAGGAGAUUCUGCCCCGGGCCAAUCAUACAGUAACGCGGAAGAAAGGAAGGUGCUGGCAAUUCAAUUUGCUAUCGGAACCCGGACCCUCGCUGACGAUCAUCACUACGAACCUGCACCUGCACCUGCUGCUCCUUUGCGACGAGAAUCUUGGAAAGCAAACAAGGAGCUUCUGCUUCAUUUUUUGUCGCUGUUCUGCUUCUGCUUCUUGCCUUUUUCCGAGGUCGAUACCCCUAAUUAGCAGCGUAAGCAUAAAGCCUCAACUGAGUCGCUCUUGCCUGCUCAACUUCCUACCAACCCUGGGAUAGCAACGCGUCAACCCCUCCUUCCACCGCCAAACGUCGUCAUUGCUGCACGGCGGGAAGAGCUCAACACCCCACCACAACACCCCACAUCACCAAGUCCUAACCCCAAACCAAGCUCCCCAUAGCUAUCGCAUACCUUCUCAGCCUCGAAAACAUAAAAUCAACAUACCUUCACCAUGCCGGCCAUCAUCGAAGACAGCAAGCCCGGUCGGAUGCUGCUAGUAUCCAAUCGUCUGCCAAUCACAAUCAAGCGCUCCGAGGAUGGCACCUAUGCCUUCUCCAUGUCCUCUGGCGGUCUGGUUACUGGUCUGAGUGGACUAUCCAAAACAACAACUUUCCAAUGGUAUGGAUGGCCUGGAUUGGAGGUCCCAGAGGCUGAGGCUGGUCCUAUGGUCAAGAGGUUGAAGGAUGAGUAUGGGUCGGUGCCCGUGUUUAUUGAGGAUGACUUGGCAGAUAGACAUUAUAAUGGUUUCUCAAGUAUGUCAUCUUCUCUGUCUACCCUAGACACUUGGAUUGGGUUUAGAUGCUAAUUGUACUUUUACAGACUCUAUCCUUUGGCCUCUCUUCCAUUAUCACCCCGGAGAAAUCACCUUUGACGAAUCGGCUUGGGAAGCAUACAAGGAAGUCAACCGUCUCUUCGCGCGCACCAUGGCAAAGGAUGUUCAAGAUGGGGAUCUCAUUUGGGUCCAUGAUUACCAUCUGAUGCUCCUCCCUCAAAUGCUACGAGAGGAAAUCGGUGAUCGUAAGAAGAAUGUUAAGAUUGGAUUCUUUUUACAUACGCCCUUUCCCAGUAGUGAGAUUUAUAGGAUCUUACCGGUUCGAGAGAGUUUGUUGUUGGGUGUUUUGCAUUGCGAUUUGAUUGGUUUUCAUACUUAUGAUUAUGCGAGGCAUUUUUUGAGUAGUUGUUCGAGGAUAUUGUAAGUCUCUUUUACAGGGUAUCUGAGAAUCUUGGACUAAGUUUAUCAUAGAGGAUACUCGACAACUCCCAACGGGGUAGAUUUUGCUGGUAAAUUCAUCACGGUUGCAGCAUUCCCCAUCGGCAUCGACCCUGAGAAAUUUGUCGAAGGCCUCCAAAAGAAAUCCGUCCAGGACCGAAUCGCAGUCCUGGAACGCAAGUUCCAGGGCGUGAAACUAAUCGUCGGAGUCGAUCGUCUAGAUUACAUCAAAGGAGUUCCUCAAAAACUACAUGCCCUCGAGGUGUUCCUCACUGAGAACCCGGAAUGGGUUGGUAAGGUAGUCUUAGUUCAAGUCGCCGUUCCCUCCCGACAGGACGUCGAAGAGUACCAAAAUCUUCGAGCGGUAGUCAACGAGUUGGUUGGACGGAUCAAUGGUAAAUUUGGAACCAUUGAAUUCAUGCCCAUCCACUUUCUCCACCAGUCCGUCGACUUUGAAGAACUUACAGCUCUUUACGCCGUCUCGGACGCCUGUCUUGUCUCAUCCACCCGUGAUGGGAUGAAUCUCGUUUCCUAUGAAUACAUCGCGACUCAACGAGCCCGUCAUGGUGUCAUGAUUCUCUCCGAGUUCACAGGUGCCGCUCAAAGUUUGAACGGUGCACUGAUCGUCAAUCCAUGGAAUACCGAAGAGCUAGCAGGUGCCAUCCACGAUGCGGUUACCAUGAGUCCAGAGCAGCGAGAAAUCAACUUUAAGAAGUUGGAAAAGUAUGUUUUUAAGUAUACUAGUGCAUGGUGGGGGGAGAGUUUCGUGAGUGAGUUGGUCAGGAUUAGUGAGCAUGCGGAGAAGAAGCAGAAGAGGAUUGGGGGCGCGGUUACAGGGAAGGUAGAAGAGGUUGUAGAGGGGAUUAAGGAGUUGGUGGUUGGAGAGAAGGAGGGUGAGGAGGAAGCUUAAAGAGGAUGAGGGUUUCAGGGCAUAGGGCUUAUUCUCUUAGGGGGUGGGAGGCUAUGGAUGGGAUGUGAGUGACGAUGACCUCAGGUUGAUGAAACAAUGGAUUUUCGGAGGGCAAUCAUGGAGAUGCGUUAAGAUUAUGAUUUUGAGAUGAAGCGAUGGUCGGGGCGUUUUUUAUACAUAGCACGGAGAGGCACACACACACAGAGGGAGAAAGAGAGGAGAGAGAAACUAUUACAUGUCUUUUUGUAUGAAGCAUCCGAUUGAUUCCUUAGAGAAACGAAGUCAAGUUACAUACUAGGGGUAUCUUUUUCGGGGGGAUUUGAGUUUUGCAAUCCGA
Hymenoscyphus albidus is the source of this 2603-nucleotide messenger RNA. The record is from the annotation of a GenBank genome assembly. Lineage: Eukaryota; Fungi; Ascomycota; Leotiomycetes; Helotiales; Helotiaceae.